Messenger RNA from Trifolium pratense (red clover), 2528 nucleotides. RefSeq names its product LEAF RUST 10 DISEASE-RESISTANCE LOCUS RECEPTOR-LIKE PROTEIN KINASE-like 2.3. The transcript has 4 exons. The record is from RefSeq and is a predicted model, not a curated record. Gene Ontology annotation, biological process: protein phosphorylation. NCBI's taxonomy places the organism in Eukaryota, Viridiplantae, Streptophyta, Magnoliopsida, Fabales, Fabaceae. Bases 171 to 2351 code for a protein of 726 amino acids. Gene Ontology annotation, molecular function: protein kinase activity; ATP binding; polysaccharide binding.
GGGUGGCUAAAAGACUUUGACACUUGGAAAAGGACAAUCCCAUAUAGCUCUGCUCUUUGACUCAUUCAUAUUGACUUUGACACAGAUAAAGACAGUUUUGAGCGACCUUACAAUUAGUUUGAUAAUGGUAUGUAUGUUCCAUUUCAGCAUCAAUACUCAUGUGAAGAGGGAUGGACUCAUUUUUAUGUUUCCUUCAAAUUAUGGUGGUUGUACUAGUGCUACAUCAUCAUCAAGCAUGUGAUGCAACUACUAAUAGUAGUAACAAUAACCAAACAUAUUGCCCAAUUUCUUCAUGCGGAAAAAUCACAAACAUAAGACAUCCGUUUCGGCUUAAGAAUGAUCCAUCAGCCUGUGGUAAUCCGAAGUACGAGUUAUCCUGUGAAAACAACGUCACAACAUUAACUCUGUUUUCGGGGAAAUACUAUGUUAAAUCAAUCAACUACGAAGACUACACAGUUCAAGUUGUUGAUCCCGGAAUUGAAGAGGGGAAUUGCUCCUCCAUUCCUAGCUAUUUCCUAAGUACAUCCAAUUUUACAAUUAUCUACGACUAUGAUGACUACCAUAUGUAUCCAUAUCAAAUCGACUAUCAUUUUGGGUUCGGGUACGGGUACAUAAUAUACUUGAACUGUAGCAAACCAGUGAAGGACGAUCUUGAGUAUGUUGAUACAUCUCCGUGUAGAGUCAACUCCGACUCCAAAAGCUAUGUUUAUGCUUUUGCGGGGGAGAACUAUCGGGAAGAAGAUUAUUGGAGAUCCAAUAAGUAUUUGUCAGUUGGGAGAUUAAAAGAUUAUUGCAAAGUGAAGCUUGUUGCUAUGUCAUCAUUAUUAGUUAAUCCUAAUGUCAGAGAUGAUGUACCAAAUCGACCUCUUUCGUAUGAGCAAAUUCAUGGAAUGCUAGUCUAUGGAUUUCAGUUAUCGUGGAUAAGUGGUGCUUGUAGAGAUUCUUGCGGCGAUAAUCAACGGUGCUACUUUAAUCAAACCACUAGAGAUUUUGAAUGUUAUGAAUCAACUGAUUAUUGCGAUUAUCCAUUGGGAAUUGAAGUCGCCAAAAGAUGUGACCAACUAUCAAAGCAGCUCAUAAUAGAGGAAGAUGUAAUACUUGGCUUUGUUAAAGGAGUAGUACAAAUAUUUGGCAUAACAAAAAGCUCUGAAUUAUCCAGUGAACUUAAAGAUUCUAAAACUGCCAUCGAGAUAGGAAGAGUGACAGGAAGAUACCUUUUGCCAUUAUUUAUGUCGAGAUUUGUCCUAGGCCUUGUGGUUUUCUUCGUAUUAUUGAUAUAUACAUGUCGGAAAAGGCAUAUAUCAAUGUAUGAAAAUAUUGAAGUUUUUCUUAGAGGGAGUACCUUGACGCCAAUUAGGUAUUCGUACAAAGAAAUAAAAACCAUGACUAGAAGUUUUAGAGAUAAGUUAGGCGAAGGAGGCUUUGGUGCUGUUUAUCAAGGAAAGCUAAGGAGCGGGCCAUUUGUGGCCAUAAAAAUGUUGAGUAAAUCUAAGGGUAAUGGACAAGAUUUCAUUAAUGAAGUUGCAACCAUAGGAAGAAUACAUCACACCAAUGUAGUUCGACUUAUUGGAUUUUGUUUUGAAGGAUCUAAACGUGCUCUUGUUUAUGAAUUUAUGCCCAAUGGUUCUCUUGAUAAAUAUAUUUCUUCUAGAGAGGAUGCCAUCUCUCUCACUUAUAAGCAAAUGUAUGAGAUAUCUCUUGGAGUAGCUCGUGGUAUUGCUUAUUUGCAUCAAGGAUGUGACAUGCAAAUUUUGCAUUUUGACAUAAAGCCCCAUAACAUCCUUCUCGACGAGAACUUUAUCCCAAAGGUUUCCGAUUUUGGUCUUGCAAAGCUUUAUCCUAAUGACAUGAGCAUUGUGACUCUAACUGCAGCAAGAGGAACAAUUGGUUACAUGGCUCCUGAAUUAUUCUACCAAAAUAUUGGAGGAGUGUCUUACAAGGCAGAUGUCUACAGUUUUGGAAUGCUUUUAAUGGAAAUGGCAAGUAAGAGAAGAAAUUUGAAUCCACAUGCAGAUCGUUCAAGCCAACUUUUCUUUCCCUUUUGGAUCUACAAUCAAUUGAUUGAGGAAAAGGACAUAGAAAUGGAUGAACUGACUAAUGAGGAAAUGAUUAAUGUGAAAAAGAUGUUCAUAACUGCAUUAUGGUGUAUACAAUUAAAACCAAGUGAUCGUCCUUCAAUGAACAAAGUAAUUGAGAUGCUUGAAGGAAAUAUUGAGAACAUUGAAAUGCCUCCAAAACCUUCUCUAUAUCCAAAUGAAACUAUUCAGAAUGAUCUUGAAGAAACCUCCGAUGAAAUUGAGUCAGAUGCUGAUGAUGACUCUGCUAGUUUCUUGAAGGAAACGAAAUCAUAGCCUAUUUAUAAUGUAUUCUGCUUGAAAAUUGUUGGUAAUUUUCUUUUGCAAUUAUAUUUUUGUUUCCCUUUACCAUUAAAUCUUAAUUAUCCAUUGGUUGAAGUAUACUCUGUUAUUGGUGAUUUGAUAACAAUUUUAUUCCUGAAUGUAUUGAUUGUUGAAACUUUGUUUUCUGUU